AUGGAACAAGCCCAUCAAGAUUUAGAGGAGGAGGCAGCUGAGAGUCUUAAUGGUGCUGCUAAGAUGGGUGAAGCUUGUGGAGAUAUUGAGGAAGGGACAAAUGAUGGUCUCAUGGAUGCUGCUGAGACUGAUCCAGUAUGUGAAGAUGAGGUGGAAGGGGCAGCUGAUAAUCUAGUGAGUGCUUCCAAGGUGGAACAAGCCCAUCAAGAUUUAGAGGAGGAGGCAGCUGAGAGUUUCAUGGGUGCUGCUGAGAUUGAUGAUGACUUUGAAGAUGAGGAGGAGGGGUCAGCUGAGACUCUCGUGAAUGUCGCCAAGACGGAACAAGCCCCUAGAGAUCUAGAGGAGGACGCAGCCGAGAGUCUCAGUGGUGCUGCCAAGAUGGAGGAAGUCCGUGUGGAGGUAGUGGAGGGGGCAGCUGAGAGUCCCUGUAGCCAACCCUCGGGUGCCACUUGCACCCACUGA
Messenger RNA from Schistocerca americana (American grasshopper), 462 nucleotides. RefSeq lists its product as uncharacterized. The record is from RefSeq and is a predicted model, not a curated record. The transcript has a single exon. NCBI's taxonomy places the organism in Eukaryota, Metazoa, Arthropoda, Insecta, Orthoptera, Acrididae. The coding region runs from base 1 to 462 and encodes 153 amino acids.